AUGGACUGGGCGAUACGCAGCCCGUCGUCGUGCCCGGAUGCCCAAGCUCAGCCGGAAACCUACGCCUGCCGCGGUGGGAACACCACAUGCCUCAACUCCACCAAUGGCGAUGGAUACCGUUGCAUGUGUUCCGAUGGGUUUACAGGCAAUCCCUAUCUCGUGGAUGGAUGCCAAGACAUCGACGAGUGCCAACUUCCUCAGCUGUAUCCAUGCUACGGAGUUUGUACCAAUACACCGGGAGGCUACAAUUGCACAUGCCCUCCCGGCACGCUCGGCAAUGCCUCCGAAUACAAUUGCACCGAGAUCCCAUCCAAAUUUCCAGCACCAGCACGGCUGGUUGUAGGUUUCAGCGCCCUCUUUGUAGCAGUUGCUCUCAUGCUAAUCCUAGCCACUCACAUGACUGUGCGUGCAGGUUGCAGCGCCAUCAUUGUAGCAUUAGGUGCUCUCAUUUCUUGUGUAACCAUAGCGAUCCAAAAGUCGAAACACAAAAGAGAAAGAGAGAUGUUCUUCAGGAAAAAUGGGGGCUUCAAGUUAUACGAAGAAAUCCUAUCGAAAAGGGUGGACACCAUUCAAGUCUUCACCGAGGAGGAGCUACAACGAGCCACGGACAACUUCGACGACAAAAGAAUCAUCGGCUGCGGCGGGUACGGCUUGGUGUACCGGGGAAUCUUGGACGACCAUCGAAUAGUGGCGAUAAAGAAGUCCAAGAAGGUCGACGAGCGGCAGAAGGACGAGUUCAUCAACGAGAUCAUCGUUCUUUCUCAGGUCAACCACCGGCAUAUAGUAAGGUUACUGGGCUGCUGCUUGGAGCUGGACGUCCCCAUGCUGGUCUACGAGUACAUCUCCAACGGCAGCCUGUUCGAUGUGCUCCACCAUGACCGCUCCGCCUCGCGCCUCUCCUUGCAAGCUCGCCUAACGAUCGCUGAGCAGACCGCAGAAGCGCUCGCCUACUUGCACUCGGGCACCAGCCGUUCCAUCACUCACGGAGACGUCAAGUCCCACAACAUACUGCUGGGCACCGACCUCUCGGCUAAAGUGUCCGACUUCGGAGCGUCCCAUCUCGUCCCGGUGGACGAAGACGAGUUCAUCAUGUUCGUGCAGGGAACGUUAGGUUACUUGGACCCCGAGUGCAUGCAGACCCACCGACUGACGGAUAGAAGCGACGUGUACAGCUUCGGGGUCGUCCUCCUGGAGCUGAUCACAGGCAAGAAGGCGAUCUACACCGACGCUGCCGGGGAAAAGAGGAGCCUGGCGACAAGUUUCCUUGCGAAGGUGAAGGAGCAGAGGCUGAAGGACAUACUGGAUGACAAAAUGGUGGAGGAAGGGGGAGAGCAGUUGCUGGGGGAGGUUGCGGCCAUUGCCAAGGAGUGCCUGAGCGUGAAGGGAGAAGAGCGACCCUCCAUGAAGGAAGUAGUAGAGGGACUGCAUUCUUUAAGAAGGUUAAGGCUGCUACCGAGGGAGGAAUAUGAUCGGGGAGAGAUCGAAAUGGUACAAGUUGAAGAGACAACAAGAGAGACGGAAACGGGUAGCAGCGCGUAUCAUGCCCUGCACAUGAAUACGGGGAGAUGA
Messenger RNA from Musa acuminata subsp. malaccensis (wild Malaysian banana), 1569 nucleotides. Its product is annotated as wall-associated receptor kinase 5-like. Gene Ontology annotation, biological process: protein phosphorylation; cell surface receptor signaling pathway. NCBI's taxonomy places the organism in Eukaryota, Viridiplantae, Streptophyta, Magnoliopsida, Zingiberales, Musaceae. Gene Ontology annotation, molecular function: protein serine/threonine kinase activity; polysaccharide binding; calcium ion binding. The record is from RefSeq and is a predicted model, not a curated record. Gene Ontology annotation, cellular component: plasma membrane.